Clonostachys byssicola is the source of this 783-nucleotide messenger RNA. Lineage: Eukaryota; Fungi; Ascomycota; Sordariomycetes; Hypocreales; Bionectriaceae. The record is from the annotation of a GenBank genome assembly.
AUGGAGACACUCACGUCCACCCUGCUGGCCCUAGAAGGCAAUGUUGACAGGCCAGCGCCAAAUCCAUUCGACGUGUACCGGAUACAUGUCUCUCAGAUAAUCUCCGCCAUUACUGGAGCCUCUCCCGAGGUUGUCUUUCCGGCCCUGCAGGUGGCGCGGACACUCUCAGAGGGUGAUCUCAUCCUGGCGACCGCUGCUCUUCAACUUGCAGACGCUGACUCGAGCCAACUCAUCCGAAACAAAUUCCCUGAGUCCGUAUUGGUAAAUCAUCCUGUCGCGGACCACAACAACUCUCUUCAAUUCUACUUCAAGCCUGCGCCCUUGGCUGCCCUGGUGCUACCUCAGGCCCUUGAUAACACCACAUGCCACAUUUCUGGGCUCAACCAACCAACAGGACUUGAUCGACAGCAAUCAUCAUUUCUCCAGUCUUCUCUUAAUCAACUCAACUCUCUUCUAAGCACUGCGGACUUCGGAGUAGAGCAGCUACUGACCGCUGACUUUUCCCUCCUCACGGAGAAAUCCGCCGUCGACAUCGUCCGGACCCUCGCCCACUGGCCUGCCGUACUAGGAAGCAUCUCAUCGGUGAAACAGCCUGCAGAUGUAUCGAAAUACCUCCUAGAACUGGCCCAGUUGCUGGAGGCGAGCUACAGUCAAUUGAACAUUGGAAGUGGCGCACAGGAUGUUAGAAUUGCUCGCUUGGCGCUGUAUGUUUCUGCACAGCGUGUUAUGACGAGUGGAAUGCAACUUCUCAAUUUUGAGAAGUUUGCUAAUACCUACCAGUAG